Mesoplodon densirostris (Blainville's beaked whale) is the source of this 2078-nucleotide messenger RNA. RefSeq names its product kynurenine aminotransferase 1 (gene KYAT1). The coding region runs from base 197 to 1606 and encodes 469 amino acids. Gene Ontology annotation, molecular function: pyridoxal phosphate binding; L-kynurenine:2-oxoglutarate transaminase activity. Lineage: Eukaryota; Metazoa; Chordata; Mammalia; Artiodactyla; Ziphiidae. Gene Ontology annotation, biological process: biosynthetic process. The transcript has 14 exons. The record is from RefSeq and is a predicted model, not a curated record. Gene Ontology annotation, cellular component: mitochondrion; cytoplasm.
GGGCGGAAGUAGCGGAGCCCGGCCUAGGCCCCCUUAAAGGGACAAGGACGGCUGUAACCUUCGGCGCCUGCGGGCGAAGGGUGAAGCGGCCGAGGCAGGGCUCGUCAUGACCAAACGGCUGCAGGCUCGAAGGCUGGACGGGAUCGACCACAACCCAUGGUAGCCACUAGGCAGGGACAGAAGAAAGGGGCCAGAGAUGGCAGAUGGCAGUCCCCAGUCUGUCCAGGGUAAUCGUCAAGAGCAGAACUGGUGCUUCAGACAGAUAUGGACUCAAAGGCUGGCAGCGCUAACUGGGAGACGUUGGGCAAGUCGCCCGAACCCCAGCUUCUCCAUCCCCGCUGUGAUCAAGGAGCAGAACAUGCCUCAUAGACUAUCAGAGAUGAUGGUGGAGUUUGUCAAACUGGCCAGUGAGUCUGAUGUCGUGAACUUGGGCCAAGGCUUCCCAGACUUCCCACCCCCAGACUUCGCCGUGGAAGCCUUUCAGCACGCCGUCAGUGGGGACUUCAUGCUCAACCAGUACACAAAGGCAUUUGGUUACCCACCCCUGACGAAGAUCCUGGCCAGUUUCUUCGGGAAGUUGCUGGGACAGGACAUAGACCCGCUCAAGAACGUGCUGGUGACUGUGGGUGCCUAUGGGGCCCUGUUCACAGCCUUCCAGGCCCUGGUGGACGAAGGAGACGAGGUCAUCAUCAUCGAGCCCUUUUUUGACUGUUAUGAACCCAUGACAUUGAUGGCAGGGGGUCGCCCUGUGUUUGUGUCCCUGAAGCCGAGACCCAAGCAGGACGGGGAACUGGAUUCCAGCAGCAACUGGCAGCUGGACCCCACGGAGCUGGCCAGCAAGUUCACGUCUCGCACCAAAGCCCUUAUCCUCAACACACCCAACAACCCCCUGGGAAAGGUGUUCUCCAGGGCAGAACUGGAGCUGGUGGCCAGCCUGUGCCAGCAGCAUGACGUGGUGUGUAUCACCGACGAGGUCUACCAGUGGCUGGUCUACGACGGGUGCCAGCACAUCAGCAUCGCCAGCCUCCCUGGCAUGUGGGAACGCACCCUGACCAUUGGCAGCGCUGGCAAGACCUUUAGUGCCACAGGCUGGAAGGUGGGCUGGGUCCUAGGCCCGGACAGGCUCCUGAAGCACCUGCGCACUGUGCACCAGAACUCCAUCUUCCACUGUCCCACACAGGGCCAGGUUGCAGUAGCCCAGAGCUUUGAGCGGGAGCAGCUGCACUUCGGCCAACCCAGCAGCUACUUUGUGCAGCUCCCACAGGCCAUACAGCGCUGCCGUGACCACAUGAUACAAAGCCUGCAGUCUGUAGGCCUGAGGCCCGUGAUCCCCCAGGGCGGCUACUUCCUCAUCACAGACAUCUCGGAAUUCAAGACCAAAAUGCCCAACUUGCCUGGAGCUGCAGAUGAGCCUUAUGACAGACGCUUCGUCAAGUGGAUGAUCAAGAACAAGGGCUUGAUGGCCAUCCCGGUCUCCAUCUUCUGCAGCGUGCCACAUCAAAAGCUCUUUGACCACUAUAUCCGCUUCUGUUUCAUGAAGGAUGAAUCCACGCUCCAGGCCAUGGACGAGAAGCUACAGAAGUGGAAUGAUGAGCUCAGGCCCUGACAUCACCCCCUGGGCCCUGCAUUGCCUGGUCCCUGCACACUCUGCAGGGCUCUAUCUUUGUCCAGGUUUCAGCCAUUCCCAGGUUGGGGGUAGAUGGUACUGGAGGAUCUCUUCUCUGUAACACAGAAUAACCUCAGGGAAGAGCCCCCCUUUUGGUCUUGGGGGAGUCAGGAGCACUUCCCCAUGGUGCAUAGCUAUGUUCCUGUUGCAGAGGUGAAGGAGGCCUGACCGGGGCCUCUCCCUGGUCCUCCCUGUGCUGGGCUAUAUGGUCUUGGGACCCUCUGGCCUCCCCAGACUCAGCUGGGACUCAGAGGGCAGAGUUCAAUAGUGUACUGGCCUUGGGUCUCAGCCCUGGCCCCAGCCUUGCACUGGCCCCAGCCAGGCCUCAGGCAUCCCUCCCUUCCCUUAUCUAAGCUUGAUUUUGGAAAGUUGCCCUUAGGCUUGACUCUUCAGGCCAGUACUUCUGCCCAUA